This is a messenger RNA of Pediculus humanus corporis (human body louse), 789 nucleotides long. RefSeq names its product Decaprenyl-diphosphate synthase subunit, putative. Gene Ontology annotation, biological process: isoprenoid biosynthetic process; ubiquinone biosynthetic process. Gene Ontology annotation, cellular component: transferase complex; mitochondrion. Gene Ontology annotation, molecular function: prenyltransferase activity. NCBI's taxonomy places the organism in Eukaryota, Metazoa, Arthropoda, Insecta, Psocodea, Pediculidae. The coding region runs from base 1 to 789 and encodes 262 amino acids. The transcript is spliced from 6 exons. The record is from RefSeq and is a predicted model, not a curated record.
AUGCAAAAGUGCCUCACACCAUCCCAAAGGGAUGUUGCUAUGAUUGCAGAAAUGAUUCAUUCUGCUUCUCUUAUACAUGACGAUGUCAUCGACCAAAGUGAUUUCAGAAGAGGAAAACCGUCCGUAAAUGUUCUUUGGAAUCACAAAAAGGUCACAAUGGCGGGGGAUUUUAUUUUGGCAGUUGCAUCAAUGAUGAUUGCAAGGUUGAGGGAUGAUAAAGUCACAUUGACUCUCAGUCAGGUCGUCACGGAUUUGGUUCAGGGAGAAUUCAUGCAACUCGGAUCGAAAGAAACGGAAAAUGAAAGAUUUGCACAUUAUUUAACGAAAACCUACAGGAAAACAGCGAGUUUGAUAGCCAACAGUGCAAAAGCAGUGGCCAUGUUGGCGGGAGCAGAUGAAUCAUUGUCGGAAGUUGCAUUCCAAUACGGAAGAAAUAUCGGUCUCGCAUUUCAAUUAGUCGAUGACCUUUUGGAUUUCGUGUCGUCUGCAGACGCUAUGGGAAAACCCACGGCGGCGGAUUUAAAAUUGGGACUCGCGACGGCUCCCGUUUUAUUCGCAUGCGAAAAAUAUCCGGAAUUGAACGCCAUGAUAAUGAGAAGAUUUCAAGAGCCCGGAGAUGUGGAUAAAGCAUUCGAAUUAGUUCACAAAUCCCAGGGGUUGGAACAAACGAGAUUUUUAGCAAAGAAACAUUGCAUGGAAGCCGUUAGAUUAGCUAACACUAUCGUUGAAUCCCCUUAUCAAAAAGGUCUUAUAGUCGUGAGCGAUUUCGUUUUGAACAGAAUGAAAUAA